Molecule: messenger RNA, 1255 nt
Organism: Eremomyces bilateralis CBS 781.70
Lineage: Eukaryota; Fungi; Ascomycota; Dothideomycetes; Eremomycetales; Eremomycetaceae
Product: manganese and iron superoxide dismutase
Exons: 5
Coding region: 381-1073 (230 amino acids)
Biological process (GO): superoxide metabolic process
Cellular component (GO): mitochondrion
Molecular function (GO): superoxide dismutase activity; metal ion binding
Source: RefSeq, a predicted model, not a curated record
CGUCAAGGCGGACCAAAGUGGUGCCAAGAGCCCAAGACAAGAAGGGUCGACCCAAGUCUUACUAAGAUAUACAAUCACAUGAUACCAACCGUACUCAUUAUAGUCAGUGCCUUGUAGCCUUAGGUUGACCCAACGCAUCCGGGAUAUCCGGUGUCCCAGAUCAUUCCGACAUUCCCUUGAAGACUGGGAGCUUGGGCCAUGACGACAUAGCAACACUGAGAGUCUGAGACUUCGGUCUGUUGUCAUCACCACAAUUAACGGGUCAUCCGGCUUUAAAUAACACCAACUCCUGAAAUUGGCCAGUCUGUUAUCCGAAUUGAUUCAUCCAACUUCAGUUUACAAUCCCUUACAUUCCAAUUCUAUUCGAAUUCCCUUCCACAAUGUCUUCUAAGCUUCUCCGAUCCACCCCGCUCCGAGCCGCGGUUCGCUCGACUCAGUCUCAAUCUUCUAGAGCCGGUCUCGCCGGGACGACUUUUGUUCGGACCAAAGCGACCCUGCCAGAUCUAUCAUACGACUAUGGCGCGCUCGAACCGGCAAUCUCAGGCAAGAUCAUGGAGUUGCACCACAGCAAGCAUCAUCAGACAUACGUAAACUCCCUGAACGAUGCAUCUGAGAAGAUGGAAGCCGCCAAGUCUAGCAACGAUGUUGCUAGUCAGAUCGCCUUGCAGCCAUUGAUCAACUUCCACGGUGGUGGACAUCUGAACCACACCCUCUUCUGGGAGAACCUCACUCCCAAGAACCAGGGUGGCGGCGAGCCCCCGACCGGUGCCUUGUCCACGGCUAUCAACGACAGCUAUGGCAGCUUGGAUGCUCUGAAGGAGAAGUUCAACACUGCGUUAGCAGGCAUCCAGGGAAGCGGCUGGGCAUGGUUGGUUCAAGACACCCAGACCGGAAGCGUUUCGAUCAAAACAUACGCGAACCAAGACCCUGUCGUUGGACAGUUCCGUCCCAUUCUUGGGAUUGACGCUUGGGAACAUGCAUACUACCUCCAAUACCAGAACCGAAAGGCGGAAUAUUUCAAGGCAGUAUGGGAUGUCGUCAACUGGAAGGCGGCUGAGAAGCGCUUCAAGUGAAGAUGAUCUUCGUUGCAGACGACUGGGAACGUGGUCGGUGAUGUGUUGGCUCUAGAAGCCGUAGGGCCAACCUACAAUUGUAUUAGUAAGUAGAUUAUGGCACUCAAAUCGACUCUGAGCGGUUUCUCGCGCGUAAAUUCGUCGCAAAAGUUUCGCUUUUGCCGUGCUCAUUGCCUAAUCCU